Molecule: messenger RNA, 3275 nt
Organism: Suricata suricatta (meerkat)
Lineage: Eukaryota; Metazoa; Chordata; Mammalia; Carnivora; Herpestidae
Gene: ACTR8
Product: actin related protein 8
Exons: 13
Coding region: 97-1971 (624 amino acids)
Biological process (GO): regulation of DNA-templated transcription; double-strand break repair
Cellular component (GO): Ino80 complex
Source: RefSeq, a predicted model, not a curated record
CCAAGCUGCGAGGCUGCGCAUGCGCCGGAGCCCAGUCGGCCCCCGCGGGCGUAGUGCGUCCGUGAGGCCGGAGGUCGGUGUUUGUCAGCGGCCGCGAUGACCCAGGCGGAGAAGGGGGAUGCGGAGAACGGGAAGGAGAAGGGCGGGGAGAAGGAGAAGGAGCAGCGCGGCGUGAAACGACCCAUCGUGCCCGCGCUGGUGCCAGAGUCGCUGCAGGAGCAAAUCCAGAGCAACUUCAUCGUUGUCAUACACCCAGGUUCAACAACCUUAAGGAUUGGGCGGGCCACAGACACACUUCCUGCUAGCAUUCCUCACGUAAUUGCACGAAGACACAAGCAACAAGGGCAGCCACUAUACAAGGACAGCUGGCUCCUAAGGGAAGGACUAAAUAAACCAGAAAGUAAUGAACAAAGACAAAAUGGACUUAAAAUGGUGGAUCAAGCAAUAUGGUCUAAAAAGAUGUCAAAUGGUACAAGACGGAUUCCUGUGUCCCCUGAACAGGCACGCUCCUACAACAAGCAGAUGCGACCUGCAAUUUUAGAUCACUGUUCUGGAAAUAAGUGGACAAACACAUCUCACCACCCUGAGUUUUUGGUGGGAGAAGAGGCUUUGUAUGUUAAUCCGUUGGACUGUUACAAUAUUCACUGGCCUAUCAGAAGAGGUCAGUUAAAUAUUCACCCAGGACCUGGGGGCUCCCUUACGGCUGUCCUGGCAGAUAUUGAAGUAAUAUGGUCUCAUGCAAUACAAAAAUACUUGGAAAUUCCACUGAAAGAUUUAAAGUAUUAUAGGUGUAUAUUGCUAAUUCCUGAUAUCUAUAAUAAACAGCAUGUGAAGGAACUAGUGAAUAUGAUCCUAAUGAAGAUGGGUUUUUCAGGGAUUGUGGUCCAUCAGGAGUCUGUGUGUGCCACCUUUGGAAGUGGUUUAAGCAGCACAUGUAUUGUAGAUGUUGGCGACCAGAAGACAAGUGUGUGCUGUGUGGAGGAUGGGGUCUCUCAUCGGAAUACUCGGCUCUGUCUGGCUUAUGGGGGCUCUGACGUAUCCAGGUGUUUCUACUGGCUGAUGCAGCGAGCUGGGUUCCCUUACCGGGAAUGCCAGCUAACAAACAAAAUGGAUUGUCUUCUUCUACAGCACCUUAAGGAAACUUUCUGUCAUUUAGAUCAGGACAUCUCUGGCCUUCAGGAUCAUGAGUUUCAGAUUCGACAUCCAGACUCCCCUGCCCUGCUUUACCAGUUUCGAUUAGGAGAUGAAAAACUCCAGGCUCCAAUGGCUUUGUUUUACCCAGCAACUUUUGGAAUUGUUGGACAGAAGAUGACAACUUUGCAGCACAGAUCCCAGGGUGACCCUGAGGAUCCUCACGAUGAGCAUUACCUGCUAGCCACGCAGAGCAAGCAAGAACAGUCUGCAAAAGCUACUGCUGACCGAAAGUCUGCAUCCAAACCCAUUGGAUUUGAAGGGGAUCUUCGUGGCCAGUCCUCUGAUCUUCCAGAAAGACUCCAUGCCCAGGAGGUGGAUUUGGGAUCCUCCCAGGGAGACUGUCUGAUGGCUGGCAAUGAAUCUGAGGAGGCUCUCACGGCACUGAUGUCCAGGAAGACUGCCAUCUCGCUGUUUGAAGGGAAGGCCCUGGGCCUGGAUAAAGCCAUUCUUCACAGCAUAGACUGCUGCUCAUCUGAUGAUACCAAAAAGAAGAUGUACAGUUCCAUCCUGGUGGUGGGAGGUGGUCUGAUGUUUCAUAAAGCUCAAGAAUUUCUGCAGCACAGAAUUCUCAACAAAAUGCCACCCUCAUUCAGGCGAAUUAUCGAGAAUGUGGACGUGAUCACAAGGCCCAAGGACAUGGAUCCCCGGCUGAUUGCAUGGAAAGGAGGGGCCGUGCUGGCUUGUUUGGACACGACACAGGAACUGUGGAUCUACCAGAGAGAAUGGCAGCGCUUCGGUGUCCGCAUGUUACGAGAGCGAGCUGCUUUUGUGUGGUGAAGGUGGGCAGGAAGCUGGGGUUGGAGGCCAAAAAUAAGCGUCCUGGUAUAAAGACUCUUAAUAUAUGUAUUUCAGUUUAUUGACUCAGAUGCUUAAGUUUCAUGGAAAAUAAAUGAAUUUUAACUUUUAUGUCGACAGCAGGACUUUGGUGUGAAAUUAUAAGCUGCUUUUGUAGUCAGGACACUUAAGAGUAAAUGCAAACUCAGUCUUCAGUGUAAACUCUCCUGCCCCUUUCUCAGGGUCGCAGGAGCUCCCUGAUGAUGGGAAACGUUGCUGUGGGUGUGGCUCUUGUGUGUAUGCCUUGGUUUAAGUUGACCUCACAGUCCCAGGAUAAUCUCAUGCAGCCAUAGGGACGGGUGCAUGACUGGUGUACCUGAACCCUGAGACCUGCCUGGUCGUGCCAUUUCCCUCGUGUGUUAUGGCAGGCACACCUGCUGUGACUCCUGUGUGCUCCUGGAAUUCCAAGUAGGAAGGAAAAAAGGUUCUUUCUCCUCUUCUGUUGGAUUACAAAAGAUUGUGACCAGUUGAGGUCUGGAUAGAGGCAAAGAUUUAAAGCUGGGUGAGCGUGGGGAAAGAAAACAAUCACAUGACCAAAACAAAAACAGAAGGAAAAUUCGUUCUCUUCCUAAAACCAAACAGAAACAAGUCAGGUACAGAGUUGUUAACUUGUGUUGUAAUUAUUAACUUAAUCAUCGAGCCCCCAGAUUUCUUAUACCUGAGGAACCGAGAACGUUUUAGAGCUCUUGGUGCUCAGUAUGAUUAGUUGACCUUAAUCUGUGAGCAAUCUGAAGCAAAAUCUAAGUACAGCCAGCUAGUAGCACCAGUGAUCCAGGCCUUGGGGAAGCCUUCUGAGCCCCUGGCCCCAGGAAGAGAAGGCAUUGCCUGGAGACAGGAGCCGGUCAGUGAGCACAGUGCUGGAGGCCCAGAGACCUGGGAGCCUGGGAGAGUGCUGGAUCCCUACCACCCCCUGUUGGGCACCUGCUCAUCCAGAGCUGGAGAUGGAGCGGGGGCAGAGAGACAGAAGUAGGGAUGGAUAAGAGAUGGAGGAAAGAGUGGCAUACGGAACGAAUAAGGUUGGUUAGAAGUCUUAGGAUGUGGAGAAAUGCUGGUAUAAGAGCAUUUGCAUAAAGAGGAACAUCUUACUACCUGCCGAGUGGGACAGGAGCAGAGAAGAGUCCACUAGUAUAAGAAAACAACUUUGACGUGUUAGUACUACUGAAGAUAUGCGCCUUCAAUUUGAAAAUUGUGUGUUCUUUAUUUUUUAAAAUUUUUUAACAAAAUAAAUUUAUACAGUGUUGAUCUUA